GACGACGACGACGACGACCUCGACCAAGACGAUGGCCUCGCGGCUGCGGAUACAAUCACCGGCCGACUUCAUGUUCGGGACGACGCUGGGCGAAGGCGCGUACGCCCGGGUCGUCCAUGCGCGCUUGAAGGAGACGAACGAAGAGUUUGCGGUCAAGAUCAUGGAGAAGCGCUUCAUUAGCAAAGAGAAGAAGGUCAAGUUUGUCAUGAUGGAGCGCAAGGUCUUCUCCAAGGUGUCCCACGACCGCAUCGUCAAGCUCUCGUACUCGUUCCAAGACAAGAACUACCUCUACAUGGUCAUGGAGCUCUGUCGCGGCGGCGAACUCCUCGACCAAGCGUCGCGCGGCGUGACCAACAAGGCGUGCUCGUUCGAGGUCACGCAGUUUUACAUUGCCGAAGUCCUCGAGGCCCUCGAGUACCUCCAUGGCAUGGGCGUGAUCCAUCGGGACAUCAAGCCCGAGAACAUCCUCUUGAGCGACUCGGGCCAUUUGAAGAUCACAGACUUUGGUACUGCCAAGGACGAGACUGAAGAGGGCGUGCGCCACAACACGUUCUGCGGCACGGCCGAGUUCGUCUCGCCCGAGGUGCUCCGCGACCAGGAGGCGUCCCGGGGCUGCGAUCUCUGGGCCGUCGGCUGCAUGAUCUUCCAGAUGCUCGUGGGGCGCCCCAUGUUUCGUGCCGAGAACGAGUACCUUACCUUUCAGCAAAUUCUCAACCACCCGGCAGAAGACUUUGCGUACCCGGAAGGCUUCCCCGCCGUCGCGCAAGACCUCUGCGACAAGCUCUUACUGCAAGAACCGCUGCAGCGCCUUGGUGCUGGCACCGACGCCGACGGCAACGGCUACGAGGCCCUCAAGAGCCACCCUUUCUUUCAAGGUAUCGAGUGGGCGACGCUUGGCCAGACGACGCCGCCGUACAUGCCCAAGAUCUCGCACCUCCCUCCCACCGACAAUGAUGGCGCGACCGAAGACUGGCUCUUUGCUGGUGUUGCGACUGAGCUCCAAAUCUCGUCGGGGCUCAACGCCGAGCCCACCGCGCCGUCGUACGCUAUCGACAACCACAACCCUGUCGAAGUCGCACGUGUCCGCGCCACGGUCGCGCCCCCGCCCGUCUCGCGCAUGAACUCGCUCUGGAACCGAUUCUUGCUCGACGACGAAGUCAUUCGCAUGAGCGGCCUCGUGAGCAAGCGCAAGGGGCUCUUCUCCAAGAAGCGCCAGCUGAUUUUGACGUCCAAGCCGCGCCUGAUCUACAUUGACGCGAUUCGCAUGCGCCAAAAAGGCGAGAUUCCGUGGUCCGACUCGAUGUACAUUACGAUCAAGAACUCGUCGACGUUUGAUGUCGUGACGCCCAACCGCGUGUACCACUUGUCGGACGCUGCCAACGGCUCCAAGAAGUGGUCGGACGCGAUCAACGCGUCGCUCGUCCAGCGAAAAUAAGGGCCUUUUGCCGCGCACCCCCGACGACCCGGUCUCUCUUG
Saprolegnia diclina VS20 is the source of this 1476-nucleotide messenger RNA. RefSeq names its product AGC/PDK1 protein kinase. The coding region runs from base 32 to 1435 and encodes 467 amino acids. The transcript has 11 exons. Gene Ontology annotation, molecular function: protein serine/threonine kinase activity; ATP binding. The record is from RefSeq and is a predicted model, not a curated record. Lineage: Eukaryota; Oomycota; Saprolegniomycetes; Saprolegniales; Saprolegniaceae. Gene Ontology annotation, biological process: peptidyl-serine phosphorylation; intracellular signal transduction.